This is a messenger RNA of Microsporum canis CBS 113480, 1269 nucleotides long. RefSeq names its product acetylornithine deacetylase or succinyl-diaminopimelate desuccinylase. NCBI's taxonomy places the organism in Eukaryota, Fungi, Ascomycota, Eurotiomycetes, Onygenales, Arthrodermataceae. Gene Ontology annotation, molecular function: hydrolase activity. The transcript has a single exon. Bases 1 to 1269 code for a protein of 422 amino acids. The record is from RefSeq and is a predicted model, not a curated record.
AUGGAAGAACAACAAACAGUACGAGCUUGCCUACAGCUUCAAGUAUCUAAACGAAGAGACGAGAUUGUGCAAGCAGCCCAGAAGCUAGUAGCUGCUCUAUCUCCAUGCCCACCAGGGGACACAACACUAGCAGCUGAAGCGGCCAUAGAGUUGCUCACAGAAGCCAUCCCAGACAUUCAAAUAUCCCGGCACGAACCGGGCCCGGGAAUUGUGAAUGUGCUUGCAUGUAUCUCGAGCGGCCGCCCAGGCAAACGUCUCAUUUUUAAUGGACACCUUGAUACCUUCCCGUUAGGUACCGACCUGAACUGGACUGUACCUCCAGCAGGAGGUGUGGUGAGAGACGGCCGCCUCUAUGGACGAGGCGUCUCUGAUAUGAAAGGCGGUAUUGCGGCGUCCAUAGUCGCCGCGACGAUCUUAUCGGAGAACCGUGAUAUAUGGUCUGGCGAGAUCGUGUUUACUCUGGCUGGAGAUGAGGAGUCAAUGGGCAAACAGGGCACCAAGUGGCUUUUAGAUAACCUUGAAAAGGCAACAGGAGAUGCUAUGAUAUGCGGCGAUGCUGGAUCACCGAGAGUCGUCCGUUUUGGCGAGAAGGGGUUUGUCUGGGUUGAUAUUGAAGCUGUUGGUGUCCCUGCUCAUGGAGCACAUGUUCAUAGAGGUCUGAAUGCUAUUGACCGUCUCCGAAAGGCGUUGGAUGCAGUUUAUGAACUUGAAAAGAUCCCCGUUCCUACACCAAAGGAGGUCUGUGACGCCAUUGAUACUGCGCAGGUGAUAUCUGAAGAGCUCUCCGGAGCCGGUGAAUCGGACACCUUGCGGCGCAUAACUGUCAACACGGGCACGAUUCAAGGCGGCGUGUCUCCAAAUUUGAUUCCAAGCUCUGCAGUUGCCCAGUGUGAUAUCCGCAUACCGGUAGGUAUAUCAACGGGCAUGAUAUCACAGAAAUUGAAGGAUAUUCUUGCGCCGAUGGAGGGAGUCUCCUGGCGCACCCUACGGGAAUCUGAGCCAAACUACACCUCUCCAAACCAUGAAAUAUGUAGGUUGGCUGAAGCAGUUUCGACUGAAGUUCUGGGCCAGCAGGCUGUUUGCAAUAUGCGUGUUGGGGCAUCAGACUCGCGCUGGUAUCGUGCUGCCAAUGUACCGACAGUAGUUGUUGGAUGCACGCCGAACAAUAUGGGUGCAGCAGACGAGUAUGUUGAAAUAGAUGAACUCGUUAAUAUUUCGCAGAUUCAUACUAUAGUUGCCUAUGAGUUUUUGAGGAAUAAGGCGGAGUAG